Soboliphyme baturini is the source of this 197-nucleotide messenger RNA. NCBI's taxonomy places the organism in Eukaryota, Metazoa, Nematoda, Enoplea, Dioctophymatida, Soboliphymatidae. The record is from the annotation of a GenBank genome assembly.
AUGCGUUGUUUGGUUGAGAGCCUGAAACAUAUCUUGAUGGCGCGGUUGAGCGACCUGUCAGCGUCGAGAAGGCGCUCGUGGAUUUCGUUCCGGUGGAAGUCGGCCUUCAGCUCCGUUGCGGACGGCCGUCGCUUGAGCCUCAACGACCGCCUGACCUCCAGCAACGAACGCGGAGACGACGUCGAAGGAGGUUAGUC